CUUAGGGACAUUGUCCAGCACGAGAUGCAGUUGAGCCUCGUCUGAGCCGCAACAGAUCCUUCCAAAUACGAAUCUGAAAUCUCGCAAGGAGCGCUCAACCUACACAUCAAUAUGUCGCACGCUCGUGUAGAAGAGCUUUCCGACUCAGAUCCCGAUAUCGACGACCCUUCCGACUUCCUCCCACAAUCCGACGACGUGAUAAUUCGCGCGGCAGAUCAACCUUCUCAGUCCUCGUCCUCUUCCUCAAAACCCUCAUCGAUACCACCGCCAGGCCCUAACCCCACUCUUUUCCGCCCUCCUUCUCCGACACAGGCCCAACAACCCAACCGAGAAGCCAUCAAGACCUUCCAAUGCCUCUACCCAGUCUACUUCGACAGCACGCGGACAAAAGCGCAAGGCCGUCGCGUGAGCUCCAAGCUCGCAGUGCCGAACCCGCUCGCAUUCAACCUGCUCAUGGCUGCCAGAGCCACACUCGGCGACGGCAGCGUGCAAUUCGCCCUGGAGCCGGACAAGACACAUCCCAAGGACUGGGCGAACCCGGGCCGGAUACGAAUCCAGCUGUUCGAUCGAGAGACACAUAAGCCGCUACAUCCACAGAUCAAGAACAAAGCACACUUGUACAGUUUAAUUGGACGCUGGCUGAAAGACCAUCCGACGUCAAAGGACGAUCCUCUACAGCUGCGGAUUCAGGGUCUACCAAUACCAGAAAACUUCGGCAAAGAAGAUAUCCCGAAACCGAGAGGCUGGAAGCUGGGCUCGAUACUGCCCGUGCAUUCUCCCGCGGUCAGUGGAGGUGGAGUCAGGGACGAUUUCUUCAAGGAGGCCAUGGAAGAGAUCAGGCAGGCACAAAGUUCGGGCCAGUUACCGGCCGGUAUGCCUGGCGGCGGCGGCGGUGGUGGAAUGCCCGAUAUGAGCGCACUACAGAGCAUGAUGAGUGGAAUGGGCGGAAUGGGCGGAAAGCCAGGGCUCGGUGGAGGGGAUAUGGGCGGCGAGUCUAGCGGUGCUGGAAGAAAGAAGAAGGACAAGAGAAAAGGCUGAUCUGUGCCACCGAGGAUUGCAUAUGUCGAUGCCUUACCUGGUGUUUUCUGGAACGGGCCAGAAGAUCUCAAUGAGCUAUGGCACUCGAUGCUAGUGCAAGGACGUUGGUGUUUUCAGCGCAAGGCAUCGAACCAAAGCUGCUCUCAUCCCGCACCGAUAUGUGCCUGCCUCAAUCGUCUUUCUUGUGCGAGUUCCUUUGAGAGGUGCGAUAUAUUCCGCAGGUCUCCUGCUGGUCCCUCCGCGGAACUUGACACUGGCCAUCUUCAUCUUCAUCAAGGCAUUUUCAUCAGCACUAGUCCUCCCGCGUUCUACAAUGUCAUGAUUUGCUUCAUAUCGAAGAUUACAAAGUUAGCCGCAAUCCCACUGAGUCUCAUAUUUCAGAGAUGCAGCUCUGGCUUAACUCACCAUCCCCGUUGUCGAGCAUAGGAUAAUGUCGUGAACUGGAGACGGGGGGGUUUGUAGGUAUGACUUGCCGGGGCUGAGAGACGAGAGGUGAGGCCAACUAAACCACCCCCUUUUCUCGAAAUAUUUACGAGUUAGAUAACUACAUUUCUUCUUACGCUUAGGGAUAUCUGCCUAACAAAUUUCAUGGUGCAACAAUACAUUUUCAUUCACCGGUCUGGGUGGGGGGACGAUCGAGAUGGAAUUAUGAAUCGAAAAGAGAAACGAAGAAAAAGGGUAAAAGAAGUAGUUUGUU
Molecule: messenger RNA, 1735 nt
Organism: Exophiala xenobiotica
Lineage: Eukaryota; Fungi; Ascomycota; Eurotiomycetes; Chaetothyriales; Herpotrichiellaceae
Exons: 1
Coding region: 112-1038 (308 amino acids)
Biological process (GO): SRP-dependent cotranslational protein targeting to membrane, signal sequence recognition; SRP-dependent cotranslational protein targeting to membrane
Cellular component (GO): signal recognition particle, endoplasmic reticulum targeting
Molecular function (GO): 7S RNA binding
Source: RefSeq, a predicted model, not a curated record